Messenger RNA from Oryza brachyantha (malo sina), 1043 nucleotides. Its product is annotated as craniofacial development protein 1. The transcript has 5 exons. Bases 97 to 897 code for a protein of 266 amino acids. The record is from RefSeq and is a predicted model, not a curated record. NCBI's taxonomy places the organism in Eukaryota, Viridiplantae, Streptophyta, Magnoliopsida, Poales, Poaceae.
CGACGACGACGCCUCCGUCUGCUUCCGCCGCCGCGCGCAGCCGCAGCCGCACCGCCAACCACCGCCGGCGGGGGAGGGGAUAGGCCGCGUGGGGGGAUGCCGUCGGGGAGCUCCUCCGGCGACAUGGGCAGCUCAGGGGCCAAAGAGGUGAUUUCGGAUGAUGCACUGCCAGCUUCAGGAAGUGCUGAGAGUUCGCAGCAGAAGUCUACUGAUGUUGACACAAAAUCACGUGUUGAUGAUAUCUGGAAGAAAAUGAACAGUGGAUUGCCAGCUAAUCUGCCCAAGCCUGUAAUGAAUAAGCUCAGUAUGCCUGGUAAAGAAAAGAAAAGUAAGGGAGCAAAUAAUUGGAUGAGUGUUCUUGGCCUUUCACCAAGUAAGGCUUCCAUAAAUGAUCAACCCUCCAAAAAUGGCCAAAAGCAGGCACAACAAGAAUCAAGUGAGGACGCCAAAAAACUUGCAGCAAAUGCUAUUGCAGCUGUUAGAGAUGCUGCUUCUGCUGCAGCUGGAAGAGGGAAAGUGGAGAUCACGGAGGUUAGGGACUUUGCUGGCAAGGAUAUUGAGAUCAGGAAACUGGUAGAUGCCGAUUCAAAAGAAGCGAUAGAGAAGGCCAAGGCAGCUGGUGUCGCCCCAUCUGCCCUCGACAACAUUCUCGAGCAGAUAAAGAAGAAGCAGAAGCUGAGCGUCCUGGACAAGACGAAGAAAGACUGGGGUGAGUUCAAGGAAGAGAACAAAGGCAUGGAGGAGGAGCUGGACCAAUACAAGAAGAGCUCAAACAAAUACCUGGACAAGGUGUCAUUCUUGCAGAGAGCCGACUACAGAGAGUUCGAGCGCGAGAGGGAUGCGCGGCUGUCCAUGAUGUCUAAGCGGAAGUCUGAUAUGCGGGAGGAUGAUGUGUAGGGCCUGAAAAAAACUAUAUAUUGUAGCAGCUCAUUGCCCUCCCGUUCUUGUAGACAUUCUUCUGAGAUAAUGAUGCAGACAUCAUUUUGUUUUUGCCCUCUUCUUGAUGAUUGUGAAUGAAGAAGAAGAUGAUGAGGUGCUCAUUG